CGCCGCCAGUCCGCCGCCCCGCCGCCGCCAUGGGCCGGGCCCCGCGGGGUGAACGCGAGCCGCCCGGCCCCCGGCCCGGCCCCGACCCCGCCGCGGCGCCGCCCGCACCCCGCCGCGCCCGCGCCCUGGCGCUGCUCGGGGCCCUGCUCGCCGCCGCCGCCGCCGCCGCCGCCGCCCGAGCCUACGCCCGCCACAACGAGGCCCAGGCGGCCGCGCGGCAGCAGGAGUCCGCGCUGAAGGCCCUGGGGGCAGAAGGCCUCUUUCUCUUUUCCUCCUUGGACACAGACCAGGAUAUGUACAUCAGCCCUGAGGAGUUCAAGCCCAUUGCUGAGAAGCUGACAGGGUCAACGCCUACGGCCAGCUAUGAAGACGAGGAGCUGCCCCUUGACCCCAGCGAGGAGACGCUCACCAUAGAAGCCCGAUUCCAGCCUCUGAUCCCGGAGUCCAUGACCAAGAGCAAAGACGGGUUCCUGGGGGUCUCCCGCCUGGCCCUGUCCGGCCUCCGCAACUGGACGACUGCAGCCUUGCCAAGCGCGGUGUUCGCCGCCCGCCACUUCCGGCCCUUCCUGCCCCCCCGGGGCCAGGUGGAGCUUGGGGAGCCCUGGUGGAUCAUCCCCAGCGAGCUGAGUGUCUUCACCGGCUACUUGUCCAAUAACCGCUUCUACCCACCACCGCCCAAAGGCAAAGAGGUCAUCAUCCACCGGCUCCUGAGCAUGUUCCACCCGCGGCCUUUCGUGAAGACGCGCUUUGCCCCUCAGGGGGCCGUGGCCUGCCUGACGGCCAUCAGCGACUUCUACUACACUGUGAUGUUCCGGAUCCACGCCGAGUUCCAGCUCAGCGAGCCGCCUGACUUCCCCUUCUGGUUCUCACCUGGCCAGUUCACGGGCCACAUCAUUCUCUCCAAAGAUGCCACUCACAUCCGAGACUUCCGGCUCUUCGUGCCCAACCACAGGUCUCUGAACGUGGACAUGGAGUGGCUGUAUGGGGCCAGUGAGAGCAGCAACAUGGAGGUGGACAUUGGCUACAUCCCCCAGAUGGAGCUGGAGGCCCUGGGCCCGUCGGUGCCCUCCAUGAUCCUGGACGAGGACGGCAACAUGAUCGACAGCCGGCCGCCCUCAGGGGAGCCCCUCCAGUUUGUAUUUGAGGAGAUCAAGUGGCAGCAGGAGCUGAGCUGGGAGGAGGCCGCCCGGCGCCUAGAGGUGGCCAUGUACCCCUUCAAGAAGGUCACCUAUCUGCCAUUCACUGAGGCCUUCGACCAAGCCAAGGCCAAGAACAAGCUGGUGCACUCCAUUCUGCUGUGGGGGGCCCUGGAUGACCAGUCCUGCUGAGGUUCAGGGCGGACUCUCCGGGAGACUGUCCUGGAAAGUUCGCCCAUCAUCGCCCUCCUCAACGAGAGCUUCAUCAGCACUUGGUCCCUGGUGAGGGAGCUGGAAGACCUGCAGGACAGCCAGGAGAACCCAUCCCACAAGAAGCUAGCUGACCUGCACCUGGAGAAGUACAGCUUCCCCGUGGAAAUGAUGAUCUGUCUGCCCAACGGCACCGUGGUCCACCACAUUAAUGCCAACUACUUCUUGGACAUCACCUCCAUGAAGCCCGAGGAUGUUGAGAACAACGUCUUCAGCUUCUCGUCCACCUUUGAAGACCCGUCCACAGCCACCUAUAUGCAGUUCCUGAAGGAGGGCCUUCGGCGUGGCCUGCCCUUCCUCCAGCCCUAGUGCGCCCUCAGGCCGUGGGAGACCAGGCGGGAGAGCGGGGAGCUGACUGAAAGGCUUCCAGUGCUGAAGCCAGGCCCCUCUGGCCUGGAGCCCGUGGUCCUCGCACUCCCACCCCUGCCACUCCCAGGCUGCCCAUGGGACCUGAGGUCAAUGAGGGGGAGACAGGGGGGCGCCUGGGCUGACUGGACGGGUGAGCCUCUGGCUCCAGAUGCCACCAUUAGCCCUUUACUACCCUCAUGGUUCCAGAAGCUGCUCAGGAUACUGGAAACAGGGCCUUGGGUCAUCUCCCUGGACCUCACCCGCUUAGGCACAUAGUCCAGGUCUUUGUGGGGUGAAGAUCAGGGAGGAGUGGUGCUAGGAAGACUGGGCCACCUCUCUCUCCUUACAGCCCCUACCUCCCAGAAGAAACAUCAGGGGACCCUGGACUGGGGGCUAAGGAAAGUUUGCCCGGGAAGCACUCUUGUUUGGAGCCUCCUUCCUGGCUGUCUUCCUCUGCCUGGUGUCCCCCGGUGGGGUGAGUUUGAGUUGGAGACAGCCUUCUGGAGGUUCAGGGCAAAGCCAUCCUUCAGAAGGAAAAUCCGCUGUACCCAGGACCUCAGCUGCCCACACACUCAGUCCAACUUAAUGAUAGGACCCCAGCCCCUACUUUGGGACUUGCUGGAGGCCGGCUGUCUGGAGAGGGUCACUGUGAAGUAAGCUUCUGCUCUUAGCAAGGGAGGCCAUUGAGGGGUUCCUGAGGCCCAGGGCCAAGGCACCCCCUAGUGCCUACCCCAGCAAGGGUCACAGUGCGACGAUGGAGCCCGCAUCCCGCCCCUCAGACCCUGGAUCCACAGAAGUAUAGCUCAGCCAAAGAACACAGCCCACCCCACCUUCACCCCAGCUGGUGCUGCCCCAGCUGUCGGGGCAGCCCAGACCAGCCCAGACCAGCUUGCCCACCAGCGAGUGGCCACUGACCCUCCUUGGCCUCUCUUAAGGACUUGGUCUACAUCCCAACCAACUGACCACAGCCAGUCUUUUUUAUACGUGCAGAAAAGUGUUUUUAUGUGAAAUUUCUCACAGUUUGUAGGUAUUUUUGAUAACCCCAAUGCUGAGGAGAAAGAAGGGGGCCAUGUCUUCCCGCAGCAGCAGCUCCAUGAUGGCUGGAUCUGAAAUCCUAGAUGGGUCCAGCUUGAUGUCUUUGCAGCUGCACCUCCAGGAAGAAACAGUCCUCUCUUCCUUUUCUUCCAGCUUUUUAAAAAAGGCCAAUGUACCCCCAACUCUAUCCUUGUCCCCCAUUCAGGCCCAUGAGUGCUCCUUGGGCUUUCAUUAAAGCCUUGGAGCCAUGCCUCUCCCCAGCACGUGCCCCCACAGAGGCUCACUCUUAAACCUGGAAGAGGAAGGCAGACAUCUCCUCAGACACACUCCCAGGCCUGCCCUCCACUGAGUUCUCCCGUCUGUCCCUGAAGUGUCCAUUCCGGGCCUUCUCCAGCGGGGGCACUCUGUUAACAUGACUCAUGUUUUCUCAUUUAAUGCUCCCCAAAAAACUGUGAGGCAGAUAUUAAUUGUUCCCCUGUUGCAGAUGAAGAAACUGAGUCUCAGGGAAGUGAAGGAACGUGCCCAAGGUCACCGAGAGGAAGCGAUGAGACUCAGCCUGUCUCUAUUUUGGAGGGUUUUGUUUUGCACAGCAGCCAACCUCUCCCCCCUGCCCAUCUUCACUGAGGUGAAAAAGAAGGCCUCUCAGACCAAAAUGUCUCACUCCCCUCUGAUCUCCAGACCCGAAGAGGCAGGAGCCAGCAAGCUCAACCAAGUUGUGUCCUUCCGGGAGGCAGUGCUCCCAUGCCCCUUACAGGGAAGGGGGCACCGGAGUCUGUCUGCCAGCUUCCAGGCCUGGGUGGCAUAACCAGGCCCAUGAGCCACCCAGUGUCAGCAGAGACUCAGCCUCGCUGCCCAGUAGGCUCUUCCCCUUGUGCGGGUCCAGGAGGGCCCGCUGCACACUGAGCAAUCCUUGUCCCAUGUAAGGCACUGAUUGCCUUGGCUUUUUGAUCUUCAUCUCAAGCCUCUUCCUGACACACCCCCACCCCCACCCCCACCACAACUGUAUCUUGAAGCUUAUGGUGGGGGAGGGCCCCCAGCUCACUCCUGUCACCUGUCACUUCCCUCCCCUCCUCACACGUCCUAUAAUAAAAUUGGAGAGACCAGG
Messenger RNA from Mustela erminea (ermine), 3894 nucleotides. RefSeq names its product selenoprotein N (gene SELENON). The record is from RefSeq and is a predicted model, not a curated record. Lineage: Eukaryota; Metazoa; Chordata; Mammalia; Carnivora; Mustelidae. Gene Ontology annotation, biological process: skeletal muscle fiber development; calcium ion homeostasis. Gene Ontology annotation, cellular component: endoplasmic reticulum membrane. The transcript is spliced from 12 exons. Gene Ontology annotation, molecular function: calcium ion binding.